GUAAGCCCUUACAAAGAUAGUAAACAAGCAAGACCUGGGGCUAUAUAAAUAAGGCACACGCUAAAGACACAUAAGUUUUACUAGUUCUUACACUGUCUUAAAAUACAUUUGUUAGAAUGAGAAGUCUUAUUUUAUUGGCUGCUAUUUUUGCAGCAGUGUCUGCAAUUGAAAGGAGCAAUGUUCCUGAACCUCGUGGUUGGUAUGUCCCAACUAGGGAUGGAAAAUUCGAAUGGGUUUCCCGUGAACAAUACGAAAACUCUUCAGCACCCAUGGAAAUGAGGAAAAGUGCUGAAGUAAAAUUCUAUUUGUACACCAAAUCGAAUCCCAGUUCUCCCAAGCAACUGUACUUGAACGAUAGAGGAACUCUUUCCAGUUCUUCAUUCAGAGGAUCUUUGCCAACAAGGGUUAUCAUCCAUGGUUGGGAAAAUGACUUCAAGUCAGCCGUUAACACCGAUAUUCGUUCGGCCUUUCUCAAUACUGGAUCUUAUAACGUUAUCUCCGUUGAUUGGAGUGAUAAGUCAGUUUCGCUAAACUAUGCUGGCUCACGAAAUGCUGUUCCCGAUGUUGGCCGACAAGUUGCUAACUUCCUUGAUUUUCUAAGCACUCAAGGUGGUAUGUCCUUCAAUAGACUUACCGUUAUUGGUCACAGUUUGGGAGCUCAUGUUGCUGGAUUUGCUGGAAAACAAGUUACCAGAGGCAAAGUCAACACUAUCAUUGGUCUAGAUCCUGCUUAUCCCCUAUUCAGCUAUUCAGAUUGUUCAAAGAGGUUGUGCAGCAGUGAUGCUACAUACGUGGAGUCUAUUCAGACAAGUGGUAGUUUGUUGGGUUUCUUGGAACCUAUUGGCAGGGCAGCUUUCUAUCCAAACGGGGGAAAAUCACAGCCAGGAUGUGGGGUUGAUGUGACCGGAUCAUGUGCUCACUCGAGAUCUUAUCAGUACUUUGCUGAAGCAGUUCAAAGGAAUAGUUUCAGAAGUAUUGGUUGUCCGGAUUAUAACGCUGCUGUGAAGAACAAGUGUGGAAAUUCUUUCAGCAAUGUGCGUAUGGGUACUGGCUACGGUAAUUCAGGAGUAUUUUAUGUUCCAAUAAACAAGAAGGCUCCAUACGGAACGGCUUGAGGGUGAACGUUAAAAGGAUAUUGAAUAAAAUGAUAACGGUAUUUGUUCU
This is a messenger RNA of Eupeodes corollae, 1164 nucleotides long. Its product is annotated as phospholipase A1-like. Lineage: Eukaryota; Metazoa; Arthropoda; Insecta; Diptera; Syrphidae. The coding region runs from base 117 to 1115 and encodes 332 amino acids. Gene Ontology annotation, molecular function: lipase activity. The record is from RefSeq and is a predicted model, not a curated record. Gene Ontology annotation, biological process: lipid metabolic process. The transcript has 3 exons.